This is a messenger RNA of Pocillopora meandrina, 960 nucleotides long. Lineage: Eukaryota; Metazoa; Cnidaria; Anthozoa; Scleractinia; Pocilloporidae. The record is from the annotation of a GenBank genome assembly.
AUGAUGAACUUGACAACUUCAUCAAAUGGCAGCAAAGAGUCAGUUCAGGGUGUACUUCUUCUUGGCUUUAUAAUCAUUGACUUCGUAUUUGCAGCGAUCAUCAUGAUGGCAAACAGCUUUCUCUUUAUCACGAUUUACCGCGAUCCCUGUCGAUGUUUACGCACGCCCAACGUUUUUCUUAUUGCAAAUCUCUCCGUUGCCGAUUUUUUUAUGGGAUUUGUCAGCUUUCUGAGAGGUAUCGAACUUACCUAUAGCUACCAUGGCUGGGUAGAGCUUUUAAUCGUCAACAUCACUCAAUAUUUCAUUGGAGCUGUGUCGAUUCUCGCCGCAGUGUCGACGCUUUUGGCGAUGUCUUACGAUCGGUAUGUUGCAGUGAUUAAGCCGUUUGAAUAUCCACUGAAAGUGACGAACACAAAAGCGAAGAUCUUCAUCUUUGCCAUUUGGACAAGUGCGCUAGUUUUCUCCGUACUUCCAGUUUCGGAUGUAAGGAGAGAAAAGUUUUUGCUUGUCUAUUGUUACUCUCAUUUCGUGAUCCCAUCUUUCCUCUUAACAACAAUCUAUGUGAAAAUAUACAAGGCGAUUUCCCUACAAAGAGAAGAACUUAAAAAUGUGCGCGCUAGUCUAACAGCUGCAGGUAGAAGGCAGCAGUUAGAGAGAGAGAACAGAAUGGUCAUGGCAUUUAUAGCGAUCCUUUUGAUAUUUUAUUUGUCAUUUUUGCCCUACUUUAUCAACAUACAGAUUCUAUAUUUUUGCUCUUGCCGCACCUCUUACGCAUACAGAGUUUAUCAUUAUGUGGCAAACGAAUUUCUCUCCGUCAGCUCCAUAGUGGAUCCCUUCAUGUAUGCUUGGAGAAUUCCGAAGUUCAACCGCUCGCUUCGAAUGUGUUUUCGUCGCCGAAAUGUCAUCAGUGUGUUGCACACAACCAGUACUUUAAACCAAGGCAAAGCAUCAACUCAUUGA